Salmo salar (Atlantic salmon) is the source of this 2628-nucleotide messenger RNA. RefSeq names its product nuclear transcription factor Y, alpha, like (gene nfyal). Gene Ontology annotation, biological process: regulation of DNA-templated transcription. NCBI's taxonomy places the organism in Eukaryota, Metazoa, Chordata, Actinopteri, Salmoniformes, Salmonidae. The record is from RefSeq and is a predicted model, not a curated record. Gene Ontology annotation, cellular component: CCAAT-binding factor complex. Gene Ontology annotation, molecular function: DNA-binding transcription factor activity; DNA binding.
UUGUUCCAAAAAAUACCAGACAACAAACCAUACAUUUCCUAAAUGCAUUGAUAUAUUUUUUUAUUUUUACAAAUUGAUUCAGUGGUAACGCUUGUUAAUAGAGAGUACGUACUAAAAUAAAUACCGGGUGGUAGAUCGGCCAUUUUUGUCUAAAAGAUCACAUGCAUCACUUCGACAUUCGCUGUUGUUUCAUUUGCGCCAUUUUGUCCGCUCACUUUGGUGAUUGGGCUUCAGAAGCCUGUACUGGAGCCAAUCAGAGGGACACCGGACAGCGGAGACACGGAAGUGACAAUAACAGGAAGUGACUAGCUGACCAUGGAGUACACCACCGCCACCACCUCGACUGGGGAGCAGAUAGUCGUGCAGACAUCCAAUGGACAGAUACAACAACAGACUCAGGGCACAGUGACGGCAGUGCAGCUGCAGAACGAGGCGGCCGUAAUGACGGCCUCUGGCCAGCAGGUGCAGACACUCCAGGUAGUCCAGGGUCAGCCCCUGAUGGUGCAGGUGAGCGGAGGGCAGUUGAUCACGUCGUCAGGGCAACCCAUCAUGGUGCAGGCUAUGGGUGGGGGACAGGGACAGACCAUCAUGCAAGUGCCUGUGUCUGGAGGACAGGGAGUACAACAGAUCCAGCUACAGGGCGGACAGCAGAUCCAGCUACAGGGCGGACAGCAGAUCCAGCUGCAGAACGGCCAGAUGUUACAGCUAGGGGGACAGCAGAUCCAGCUGCAGAACGGCCAGAUGUUACAGCUAGGGGGACAGCAGGGUCAAACACAACAGAUCAUCAUCCAACAGCCACAACAAGCCAUCACAGCCGGACAGAACCAGGGCCAACAGAUCCAGUUGCAGCAGGGCCAGCAGCUGGCGCAGACGGCUGACGGACAGACCAUCGUCUACCAGCCAGUCAACGCAGACGGCACUGUCCUGCAACAGGGAAUGAUCACCAUCCCAGCAGGCAGCCUGUCGGGGGCUCAGAUGGUACAGACAGGGGGCGCCAACACCACCACCACUAACAGUGGACAGCAGGGCACUGUGACCGUCACCCUGCCGGUCUCUGGCAACAUGAUGAACACCGGUGGCAUGGUCAUGAUGAUGCCUAGUGGAGGUACGGUUCCUGCUAUGCAGCGUAUCCCUCUACCUGGGGCUGAGAUGUUAGAGGAGGAACCUCUGUACGUCAACGCUAAACAGUACCAUCGCAUCCUGAAGAGAAGACAGGCCCGCGCCAAGCUGGAGGCAGAGGGCAAGAUCCCCAAGGAGAGGAGGAAAUACCUGCACGAGUCCCGUCACCGUCACGCCAUGCAGCGCAAGAGGGGAGACGGAGGACGCUUCUUCUCUCCCAAGGAGAGGGAGGAGAUGGCCCUGGCCCUGCAACAGGCAGAGCUGGCCGCCCAGGCAGGAGAAGACGAUGUAGCCCAGAUGGUCCGAGUUUCUUAGCACCUACAACCCCCGAACCACCCCUCCGUCGGCCAGUAGAGGCCCUCUGAGCCCCCCCACCUAGCUAGCCAGCACCCAGCUACACCUCUCAUCUCCUAAGAAUAAUAAUAAUUGAUUGGAUUGAUAUAGCACUUCUCCAGACACUCAAAGUGCUUUACAAUGACCUCACCCACCACAAAUAUGUAGCUCCUAUCCAGAUGAUGCCAUGGCAAACAUUUUGCCCCAGAAAGAAAAGCAUAAACCUGUAUUCUCCCACCACCUCUUGCCCCUAUACUCAACAAUCUGAUAUCCCUAUGACUGGGGUCCUCCAUGAUGGGUUACUAGGAAUUAACUUUAACCCUUGACCUCCCAAAUCCCUGGUCUUCCAGACCUGGCUCUGUGACUGACUGCAGUGCCUGAGGUAUUCGGACACACAGCAAGUAAGAUGUGAAAGUUAAGAUUUACUGGGACUGUAGUGCUCUGUUCUGGAAACCAAGACAACUAUGAGAUGUUUCACCUGCAUAAUACCCCGGUCAAUGACUUCAUGUUUGCUGAAGAAGUCAUAACUGAUGGUAGUUAGUUGCAGAAUCCAUUUUGUUUGGUCGUAAAGCAGCAAAAAUAAAAUGGUGUGUUUCACGAAUGCAAAAAACUGUUUACAAAUUCAGCUGAAAAGAGUCAAAAUGAUGGUACACUUAUUUCUGCCCUGUAUGUGUCUUUUUGUUGAAACAUGCACCAUUGAAGCCCAGCCUUGGUCCAUAAGGAUUGUCAAAUAUUGUGUCCAAUAUGAAAAUGGAUAUUAGUUAGAAUGUUUUUUCUAAGCACUUCUCAGCAGGGUCCAAUUUCAAAAUGUUCUCACAGAGAACUACAGAGGAAAUUUGUAAUUUCAGGUUACUUCCUGAAUUGAAAUGGAAUUGACCCCAAGUCUUGCUUUUCAGACGUGUUUUCAAUAUCCAGUACCCAGUUAUUGUCUGUACAGGGAAUGUGUUUUAUACAACUUUUUUUCUUUGUAGCGAAAUAGACGACACAUUUAUGUUGCCACGACGUCUGAAUGACCCGUGUACUUUGCCUGUUUUACUUUAGGGCGUCUUUUUUUAUAUUUGAAGAGUACAUUUUAUAUUCUUCUGAAGCAGUCCUCCAAAACAUAAUUUUUGUUGUUGUUGUGAUUGACAACAUUGUUUCAUGAGCUCAUCUGUUCAUUAAAUUGUAUUACGUUGA